AUACCUUGGUACCGCCGGGAUGGUAGGUCGUACCGUCGGAACGGUAGGCUAGCUACCGUCUCCACCAAAGAAUUCGUUCUCUUUGGCGAUACCUGAUGCCAAAUGGUACCCCGUACCGUUUGGGCGGUACCGAGGUACUGUACCACAGUAUCGAGAUGGCGAAGGGCAAGAAGAAGGAGCGUAGACCUUCACCUCCCACUCCUCCUUUAAAGAAAGACCUGUGUAACUUUCUUCGUGACUUGGAGGAUGAAUCUGGGGCUGGAGGUGACGCUGUGGAUUGUGCUGAGAAUUUGGAUUUUCCGGUCAUGACUGAGGACGAUUUUCUUCCUUGCUCUAAACCUGGUGAGGUCACGGUUGAAGACGUUGAGGAACGGGAUAUUGUGAACACUGUGGAUGCUGGAGUUGAUUCAUCUGAUGAGGAAAAGGGUGAACCUUCGGUUCAGUCCUCCUUUGAUACCUCAAUUGAUGAAGAGGAAGUUGCUAGGGCUCUCCAAAUCUCAUUGGAACAAAACCUGGAUGCCACUUUUACUGAUGAUGUUGAUAGUGCUAUCCACAAGGAACAUUUUUUGGGCAACGAGAAACCUCCUCACAUUACUCCUGAUACACCGUUGGAAAAACCCACCAUCAAUAAGGAGAAGGAGAAGGAAAAAGCGCCUCCUGAUGCUGGGAAAAGUGGAGACAAAUUGAAUGAAAACAAAGUGGAUAAGCCGGUUGAUGGAAAGAAAUCCUUCGCAUCCUUUUUCAAGAAAAACAGAGCUGAAAACAAAGGAAUGAAACUUCACAAGUGCAAGUUCCUGCCCCAUCACCAAGGAUGGGUUGUCUUCAAAUUUCUUUCUACUGAUGAUAGGGAUCAUGCAUUCUUAGAGGCCAAGAAGGAAAUUAACAAUAAGAAACUCCUUAUUAACAUCCCUCCUGAUGAUUUUAUGUGGGAUAUUAAGUCUUUCUCAACAAUGCCUGUCUGGGUUAAGCUUUGGAAUGUACCUAUGAGUCACACAGCUGCAUCCAAGUUGUCUGAUGAAGAUCAGGAAGAGAAUGAUGAGCUUAAAUACCAGAAGCCUAACUACUGCAGAAUGUUGAUAAACAUGGACCUAUCCCUUACACCUCCUACUUCUGUUGAGGUGGAAUUUGUUGGGGGUAGCUAUGUGCAAAAGGUGGAGUAUGAGGACAUGCCACAAUACUGUUAUCACUGUAAGUGUUUUGGCCAUGACCCCUUUAACUGCUCAGUUCUUCAUGAGAUCAACAAGAGAAGAUUCAAUGAAGAACAAAAAGCAAAAGAGAGGGCUAGGGUUGAAACCCUCAAAACCAUAAUGCUUACAGAAGCACAAGUAACAGCUGGAAAGCAACCACAACCACAGAAGGGAAAGGAUACUCGGAUAGAUGAUGUGAACAAUACUGCUGAAUACAAAGGAAAGGAAAAGGAUAAAUUAGGAGGUGUGGCCCAAAACCCAAAUGAUCCUGGCCCAUCCUUCACUGCCCACACUGAGGAUGAUGGCUUCACACAAGUAGGAGGUGGCAAGGGCAAGCUUACAACACACCCUAUCAAGGAUGGAAAGCAGAGAACUGGAUACAACAAAGGGGGAGGUCAGAAUGGAGGAUAUAGAGUUUUGGCUACUACAAAUCAAUGUAUUCACUGCAAGAUCAAAUGCCUUAUCUCCCAGAAGUGCUUUUUCAUCUCCUUUGUCUAUGCUUUGUAUUGUGUGACUGCUAGAAGAACUCUUUGGGAUUAUCUCACUGGCAUGGCUGAUAGCUUAACUGACCCUUGGGCUAUCAUGGGAGAUUUCAACUCAGUAAUUAGCUCUAGUGAAAGAGUUAACUGCCAGAGUCAAAGUGCCUAUUUUAUGAGUGAUUUGAGACAUUUCAGACUGCAUAAUGACCUGACAGAUUCUAAUUCAACUGGGUUGGAGUUUACUUGGAAUAAAGGUGAUAAGUGGGCUAAGCUUGAUAGAGUACUUGUGAACUAUGAAUGGGAUAAUCUGGAUUGGGAAUGUUGGGCUGAGUUCAGAGAUAUGGAGAUAGUGUCUGAUCACUGCCCUGUUUUACUAAAACUUCUACCCACCCAUUUUCAUGGAACUAAAUCUUUUAAAUUCUACAACAUGUGGACCAAGCAUGAUGAUUUUGAUAGAGUGGUCAGGCAGAUUUGGGACCAGAGAAUUGUUGGAACCAGACAGUAUAGACUUUGCACCAAGCUCAAGAAACUCAAGUACCCCCUGAAACAGCUGAAUAGACAUGAGUCUGGACAUAUUACCCAGAAGGCUGAGGAUGACAGAAAGAUGUAUAGCACCCAUAUGAAGAUGCUUAUUUUGGAUCCCAAUAAUCCAAUUCUGAUCAAAGAAAGUGAUAUCCUUAGGAAGAAGGCUAAUUUUUACUUGGAUGCAGAGAGAUUUUUUUUCCAGCAGAAAACCAAGUGUGACUUGGUCACUGAAGGGGAUAAAUGUACCAAACUUUUCCAUAAUCUCAUGAAGAAGAGGAAUACUAUUAAUGCCAUUCCCUUCCUUAUCCUUGAGGAUGACAGAGUGACCACUAGCCAGGAGGAGAUUGCAAGUGAAUUCAUACAGUACUUCACUCAGCUUUUUGGAAGAACUGUCCCCAUUCAACCUGUUGACUGGGAUGUUUUCCAAGAGGGCCCUACAAUUUCCCCAUCUGAUUGCAUAACUUUGACAAAGAAGAUUGAUAUUGCUGAGGUUAAAGAGGCUUUGUUCUCCAUUGAAGGCCAUUUACCUGUGAAGUACUUGGGUUUGCCUCUUACCUCCCAAAGGGCUUCUGAGAGAGAUUUUGCCUCUCUUGUUGAAAUGAUUGAUGAUAAUAUCAAAAGGUGGAACACUAAGACUUUGUCCAUGGCAGGAAGGGCUGAACUCAUCAGGACUGUGAUCCAAGGUAUUGAAGGAUUUUGGCUACAAGCCUUUCCCAUUCACAAGAUUGUGCUCAAUAGAAUCACCACACUCUGUAGAUCCUUCCUCUGGGGCAGCAAAUUCUUCAAGGAGGCAUGGGAUGAUAUUUGCAAGCCUAAGGAGGAAGGGGGCCUUGGUCUUAGAAACUCUGGUUACUGGAAUCAAGCUCUUAUGGCCAAAACUCUGUGGAAUAUUGCAUCUAGAAAGGAGACUCUUUGGGUGCAGUGGGUACAUGCAGUAUACUUGCAAGAUAGGGACAUCUGGACCUGGACCCCGAAAAAAGAGGACUCACACUUCUUUAAAAAGCUGGCAGAAAUCAGGGAUAUCCUCCUUUUUAAAAUUGGGCCAGGAACCACAGAUCAGAAUGGUAUGGACAUGAUCAUGGCUAAUGGAAAUAUUUGUACCUCCAAAGUUUAUGACCUCAUCAGAACUCAUGGAACAAAGAAGGCUUCCAUGAGGCUCAUAUGGCAGAGCUACAUUCCUCCUAGAUUCUCCUUCACUACCUGGCUUGCCUUAAGGAAAAGAUUGCCUACCAAAGUUAAUCUGAGUUUCAUACAUAUGGACAGCAGACAGUGCAGCCUCUGUGGUGAGGAGCUGGAAACAACUAAUCAUUUGUUCUUUGCUUGUGUGAUCUCAAAUGAUAUUUGGAAAGGGAUCAGGGAUUGGCUGCAUAUUCCCAAUGAACUGUCAACUAUUAAAAGAGCCAUUAAGUGGCUCCUGAGAAGGCAUGGUGUUCAUAGCAACAGAAGGAACAUGUGGAGAUUUGCUACUUUGAGCACCAUCCAUCACAUUUGGAAGAUGAGAAACCAAAUCUAUUUUGACAAUCAAGGGAUCAACUAUCUUGCUGUGAUUAAGAAGAUCAAAGUGGGAGUGUAUAAAAUCAUGUAUAGAUUGUACCCUCAUUCCACUAUUGCACUCUUGGAGAUGGAGCUCAUUUCUGUGUUGAGAAGUGGAGUUUGUUUGGUGUAUCUCCAAUGGAAUUGGAACUUGUCUACUUCACUACCUGUCUGUAGAAGAUAUGGCUUGUACCCCAUGCUUUUGAUAGCUGUUACACUCCUCGAAGGGACUUGGGCUUACUUGUCUGCAAUGGUUGUUUUGACAAUAGUUUGCUGCUUUGUGAGAUGUGGCUUUGAACCCUACGGUUUUGGCAUUCCUGUGUUAUAGAAGAACUGUAACACUCUUUGAAGGAAUUUGGGUAUACCUGUUUGCAAUGUUUGUUUUGACAAUAGCUCACUGCUGUGCCUUCACUG
Messenger RNA from Cuscuta campestris, 4138 nucleotides. NCBI's taxonomy places the organism in Eukaryota, Viridiplantae, Streptophyta, Magnoliopsida, Solanales, Convolvulaceae. The record is from the annotation of a GenBank genome assembly.